AUCAGUUGCAAAACCAUCGAUUAGUUGUUAUCUGUUAUCUGAUAAUGUUAUUUUUCAACUGGAAAACACCCAAAAAUUUAAAAAAUGUCAGAACGCUUCUCUGAGUCCUUACUUCGUGGUGCAAAAAGUGGAAACUUAGAACAGGUGAAGCAGUCGUGGAUACAAGCAGAAGAUAAAUACGAAAGAGAUUUUCUGGGACAUAACGCCCUAACGUUGGCAAUAAUUCACGACCAUUUUGAAAUAUUUAAGUAUUUGGUGGACACAGGUUUUGUUUUAGACUUGGUCAACGAUGUUUAUUCUAAUUUUAUAAUGUUGUGUGGAACCAGCAAAGCGAGGUACUUGUCAGAACAUCGAGGUGAUGAUAGUUUCCUGGGAGCAACGGCGCUCAUUUGCGCUGUCAAAAAACGUAAUUUUGACAUGGUUCGCUACUUGGUUGAAAAAGGAGCUUGUGUUAAUUUAGUUGAUAAGGAAGGGUACGGAGCAUUGUAUUAUGCCAUACGGGAAAGAUGUGACAAAGAAAUGAUCGAAUAUUUAAUAAGGGAAGGAUCUGAGGUUGGAGUGGCUUGCGAACAGGUGGACGAAUAUGCUGAGUUUCACCAGGAUUUUACCUCAUAUUGGAGCGAACUUAGAAGAGAACUAGAAAUAUGAGUUUCUGUGUUGUUAUUUGCAAGAGGUGGAUGAGCUUUAGACUAAAUGAAGUUUUAAUUAUCUACUAUUGUGUUUUCACCCCACUUAAAAUUCACUGACGUCAUUCCAAAAUUUUGCUUGAACCAGGUGAAUUACCCAAUCCCACGAGACUCUUGUAUAAUACCGAUUUUUUAACCAACGGUAACACAUGGUACGUUAACCUCUGAGAAUAGUCUCGAGUGGUAAAGCAGAACUGCAUUUCUAUGAACUCGAGGAAUCCCCUUGUUCAAAUGGCCUCAUUUCAAAUAUAUAAACGCCGGCAACAGUUCUGCAGCAUCAUUCGAGUUGCUUUCACGACACGACCGAGUCUUCAGAACUUGAAUUCACUCACAAUGAAGUCCGCUGUAAUUAUUGCUUUAGUUUUGGCGGUAUUUUUGAUCAAUACUAUCUCGUGCUCUGAUGCAGAAGAGCAAAAAGUUUUACGAAGAUUUGCACGUGCUUCGGUUAAACCAUCUUGCGUGAAUCGCCGGUGUACCAUCAAUGGACACUGCUCCGACUGUUGCCGUUUUCCUAAUGUGGGACUGUGUAGUUUUAAAACUUGUACUUGUCUCUAAUUUGUUAAGUUUGUUUUUUUAUAAUUAGUUUUUCGUUUUGUCAAUGCAGGUGCACUAAGUACUGAGUAUUAAUAAUUAUAUAAGUGAUAUUUCUCUGUGUUAAAAAUAAAUUUUCUUGAUACUGUAGAA
This is a messenger RNA of Zophobas morio, 1370 nucleotides long. Its product is annotated as putative ZDHHC-type palmitoyltransferase 5. Gene Ontology annotation, cellular component: cytoplasm; nucleus. Bases 85 to 648 code for a protein of 187 amino acids. The record is from RefSeq and is a predicted model, not a curated record. Gene Ontology annotation, molecular function: protein binding. Lineage: Eukaryota; Metazoa; Arthropoda; Insecta; Coleoptera; Tenebrionidae. The transcript has 3 exons.